AUGCAGCACGAGGAUCACUUAGGGAAAUUGGAGUUGGCGAGCCGGCUUGUUCAACUUCAUCAUCGGAGACUCUCGAACUCGGGGUUACCAUUCGUUGGUGCCAUCUGUCCAGCAGCUGACAAAACUUACCACCAGUCGGGAGUAAACGUCGUCGGAAGUCUCGAUGGGCAAGGGCCAGAGCCUAACACGGUUGGUGAACAAAUAAAAGGACUGCCAAACCUGCAAGAAACGAGAGAUCCGUACAAUGCUAUCGUAAUCCUGAACGACAGAGUGAAAAGAGACAAAGCCAUGACUAUGGAAGAAAGAAGAAAAAAACAGGAGCAAAAUGAUCGGCGCACAACCAUAGGGCUGGCUGCUAGGCAGGCGGAUGCUAAUCACGACCGCGCAGUACAGCAAGCCCAUCAAUUUGUGAAUCAAGUAAUGAAUUUUCAAAGACAAGGCAUGAAUUUGCGAAACGCAACGGAGCGUGUGAUAAUGCAGAAUCCAGAGGCGACUGUAAAUAUCAUGCGCCAUGGAAACAAUGCUCGUCGUCACUGAGUCACAAAUCCCUCAUAAACGUUCGAGCUGGUAAAAGAAAGAUUAGAAAAA
Messenger RNA from Venturia canescens, 588 nucleotides. RefSeq lists its product as uncharacterized. The record is from RefSeq and is a predicted model, not a curated record. Lineage: Eukaryota; Metazoa; Arthropoda; Insecta; Hymenoptera; Ichneumonidae. The transcript is spliced from 4 exons. The coding region runs from base 1 to 537 and encodes 178 amino acids.